AUGCAGUUUAUAUCAUAAUCCUAGGCUUUCAUGUAUUCAGGCAAACAAAGAUGGAAAUAUCUGAGAGCAGCUGUUCUCCAGAAGACAACUGACAUUUUCGUACGGGAGGGAACUACGCCUGCUCUUACUUCUUCAGGAACGUUCGAGUCAUUUGGUCUUCUUGCAGUGAGGGCUUUACCGAUUGCUGGGGAAGAACAGUGGUUUGAGUACAGCUGUUCUCUCGUACCAGACUUCCGUCUUACCAUAAGGCACUGUCCGAAGACCAUUUCACUAGAGCAAUUGACAGGAUUUAACAACACUGGCAAUAUAUGUGUUUGGUCGUCGGAAGAAGUACUUGCUUAUCAUUGUCUGAGACAUAAAGACUGCUUCAGUGAGAGACGAGUGUGUGAACUCGGUGCUGGAAUGACUGGUCUUGCUGGAUUAAGUGUGGCUGCAGCAGCUAAUGCUUCUAAAGUUGUGCUUACAGAUGGGAACGAGCUGUCUGUGGCAAACAUAGCAGUAAAUGCAGCUGCAAAUGCCAGCAUGUUUGGAAGCACAUCUGUCACUACUAGUUGUGUUGUCUGGGACAGUCUAAAUGAAUUUCCAGAAUACAAAAAGAUGUUUGACUACAUUCUAUGUGCUGACUGCUUAUUUUUCAGAGAUUGCCAUGAUAGUCUCCUCCACACAAUGCUAACUUUUUUGAAAGAUGAGGGUGAAAUAAUUAUUUUCACUCCGAAGAGAAAUGGAUCUUGUUGGGACUUUGUGGAGAAAGCCAAGCGGCAAUUUUCUGUUCGUGUGUUUGAGCGCUAUGAUGAGCAACUUUGGACGAUUCAUGUAGAGAGACAAAGAUCAUCUGCAACUUAUAAUCCUGACAUUCAUUAUCCACUAAAGAUCAUUUUAAAGAAGAUACAAAUGCAGGAAGCAGUUUAGUUGUGUGGGCGUGGUCAGAUUUUAGAUCUCUAGAAAUCACCUUAAAACGCGGCUACAUAUCUCGAAAACGUCAGAUAGAAAAGUUUACAAGUUCAUCUACACU
Messenger RNA from Corticium candelabrum, 1012 nucleotides. Its product is annotated as calmodulin-lysine N-methyltransferase-like. The transcript is spliced from 10 exons. The coding region runs from base 31 to 909 and encodes 292 amino acids. Lineage: Eukaryota; Metazoa; Porifera; Homoscleromorpha; Homosclerophorida; Plakinidae. Gene Ontology annotation, molecular function: calmodulin-lysine N-methyltransferase activity. The record is from RefSeq and is a predicted model, not a curated record. Gene Ontology annotation, cellular component: cytoplasm.